Messenger RNA from Bactrocera tryoni, 1558 nucleotides. It is a transcript of the gene PCID2, whose product is annotated as PCI domain-containing protein 2 homolog. Gene Ontology annotation, biological process: post-transcriptional tethering of RNA polymerase II gene DNA at nuclear periphery; poly(A)+ mRNA export from nucleus; transcription elongation by RNA polymerase II. The coding region runs from base 119 to 1312 and encodes 397 amino acids. Lineage: Eukaryota; Metazoa; Arthropoda; Insecta; Diptera; Tephritidae. Gene Ontology annotation, molecular function: double-stranded DNA binding; RNA binding. The record is from RefSeq and is a predicted model, not a curated record. The transcript has 4 exons. Gene Ontology annotation, cellular component: transcription export complex 2.
UUCUGUCAGUGCUUUUGUCAAGUGAAGUAUAUAAAAAAUUUGCAAGCAAAAAUAUCUUUAUUUGCCGGGUCUUAAUAGAUUUGUUAACUAUUCAGCAAAUAUAAAUAAAGGUAGCAAAAUGUUUGGUACUUUGCAAAACUAUUUGAGUGGUAUACAGCGCGCUUGGUCCGCGGCAGAUGGCGACUCCUUGGCUUCCUUCAUAUCACUCAAAGACAAACAUAUUAUGAAUCGCAACCUGUACGUGGAAAAUCCAGAAAAUACAGUUGAACGUAUGCUUGAUCCGCCAAUUGAUGAAAUAGUGUGUGCACAUCUGAAAGUGCUCUACUACUUGGGCAUGGAAUCGCGAGACUUCAUGCAGGCAUAUCGUCAGCAGUCACAAUGCAUACAAUCUGUUGUUAAAAUGUUACAACAGUUGAAAGAGGAAAAUUGGUGCCUGCCCAUUAUGUACACGACCUGCUUGGAUUUGCGUAUAUUAGCGCAGAAAUGCGAAGAUCUUGGCAGUAGCAGUAAGCCAGGUGAAAUACUUGAAAAGGCUGCCGACUGCCUAAUGAGCUGUUUCCGUGUUUGCGCCGCAGAUAAUAGAUCUUCUGACGACGACACCAAACGCCUUGGCAUGCUCAACCUAGUUAAUCAGCUAUUCAAGGUGUAUUUCCGCAUCAACAAAUUGCAUUUAUGUAAACCAUUGAUACGCGCCAUUGAUAGCAGCAACUUUAAAGACUCCUUCCCAUUACCCGAGCAGAUUACGUACAAAUAUUUUGUAGGUCGCAAAGCUAUGUUCGACUCGGACUACAAGAGUGCCGAUGAAUUUCUUUCAUUCGCCCUGCGCAACACACCACGCAAUUUCCCACGCAACAAGCGUCUCAUACUGAUCUACUUAGUGCCGGUAAAGAUGCUACUUGGAUAUUUGCCAAAGAAACAAAAUCUCGAACGUUUUGACCUACUACAGUUUCAUGAACUUGCUGUCGCGCUAAAAGAGGGCAAUGUACGCAAGUUCGAUGAAGUUAUACAACGGCAUGAGAUAUUCUUUAUCAAAUGUGGCAUUUAUUUAUUGGUUGAGAAAUUGAAGUUCAUUGUCUAUCGCAAUCUCUUCAAGCGUGUAUAUAUAAUCAAACAGACACAUCAAUUGGAUUUGCGCGCAUUUCAGGCGGCGCUGCAAUUUGUUGGCGAGACCGAUAUGAGUAUCGAUGAGACACACUGUAUUGUGGCGAAUUUGAUUUUCGAGGGCAAAAUUAAAGGCUACAUCUCAUAUAGUCACAAUAAGUUGGUGGUGUCCAAGCAGAAUCCUUUUCCACCACUCAAUACGGUUUCCUAGGAGCGGGUGAUGCGUGGCGCAGAGCUGCACGGACCUGGAUCGUUAAGUUAUUUAUAAAACAUUUUUAUACCAGCUAGUAAUUACGGUAUGCUAAAGUAAUAUAUUUUAUUGUAUUUAUUAGAUCUGCAUGCUGUAGCUAGUAUAUGUAUAAGAACUGUCAAUUAUCACUUACAUAAGUGUGAAAGAAGAAAAGAUAAAGUACAAUAAACAAGAUGACUUGUUAUUUUCAAACGCAGAAAUGCAAAA